AAGACUGAAGAGGGGCUAGGUGCGGUCAUUGACAGCAGGAAGGCGAAGACGGAGUAAGGGAAGGGCGAGGACUGGGCACAAUGACGAUUGACGACGAGAGCUCCAUAUACGUUGGCGGUCUUCCCUAUGGUGCCACAGAAGAUACCAUCCGCACCGUCUUUGAUCUGUAUGGCGCCAUUCUUGAUGUCAAGAUUAUCAAUGAUGUCCGGACUAGGGGCAAGUGCUACUGUUUUGUAACUUUCACAAAUCCUCGAUCAGCAUUUGAUGCAAUCAAUGACAUGAAUGGAAGGACCAUUGAUGGGCGUGUGGUUAAAGUAAAUGGGGUGAGGACGCGAGGUGGAAGAUCAAAUUUUGGUCGAGAACUUAUUCAUCAUGACACUGAUAGGAAUGGAGACUGGGAUCGUGGUAGAGAUCAAGAUCCUGAUUAUAAUCAUGACAGGGACAGGCACAGGAAUCGAAGUAGAGGUUGGUCUCGAGAGCGUGAUAGAUCUCGAGAGCAUGAUAGGUCUCGAGGCUUUGACUAUGAAGGGGAUAGAAGAUAUGAGCAUGGACGUUAUCAUGAUCAAGAAAGAGAACCUUUGCAUGUUAAAGAUCGAAGUCAAGAGAGACAUCAGGAUGAUGAUGAGCAAGAACGAGGCAAAGUAGUUGGUCAAGCUGUGCAAAGAGACUAUGACCUAGAUUAUGACACAGACAGGGAGAUUGACAGGACUUAUGAUCCUGACAGAAGUUUUGAUGGGGAUAGAAAUGAACACUCAAGGAGAAACAAUGGAUUAAAUGUUGCCAAGCGACCUAACAUAGAUUUUUCAUCUGACUCAAAUGGUAACCACGAUGAUGAGAUUGCAGAUCAAUUAGAGAGGUCAACUCAAAGGCUUGGUCAGCUGAAAAAAGAGGUCUCUCAGUUGGAAGAGAAGUUACAAGAGAAACGAUGUCUUGUAGUGGAUUUACAAAAGCAAUCUAGGAAACUGGAGGAUGCAUUAAUUAAUGCAAAGAAACAUUCUUCAUAUCGUCAGAUGCAAUUGACCAAGCUGCACAAAUGCUUUAUGCAAGUGAAAGAGUACACAGAGCGACUAAAAACCUGUGAAAAAGAACUUCAGACUAUGGUUGAUACGGCAAUGUUAGAGAGUGAUGGUGAUGGCGAAGCUGUUGGCUUAAAGGAUGCACAAAUCAUGAGUGGAUAUGUAUGAUCUCUGGUUGAUGCGGCAUUGAGUUGUCGCUGUGCUGAGUAGAUUGUAUUUAACUAUCAUGCUUAAGGUCGUAGCAGUGAUAAGUAAAAAGCAUAAAAUGCAUCAUCCUUUAGUUAUAAAUCUGACGAAAUUUUUGUUCACAAUUUUAUGUCAAGUUCAAUGGACAAAAACUUGUACUUGUUGCUGUGAUCUGCGAUGUAUAAAUUUUGAACAAGCUGUAUUUUUAUUCUGGGGCA
This is a messenger RNA of Neltuma alba, 1420 nucleotides long. RefSeq names its product zinc finger CCCH domain-containing protein 25. The coding region runs from base 81 to 1184 and encodes 367 amino acids. NCBI's taxonomy places the organism in Eukaryota, Viridiplantae, Streptophyta, Magnoliopsida, Fabales, Fabaceae. Gene Ontology annotation, molecular function: RNA binding. Gene Ontology annotation, cellular component: nucleus; mitochondrion. The record is from RefSeq and is a predicted model, not a curated record. The transcript is spliced from 9 exons.